This is a messenger RNA of Ananas comosus (pineapple), 855 nucleotides long. Its product is annotated as profilin-2. The transcript is spliced from 3 exons. Gene Ontology annotation, cellular component: cell cortex. Lineage: Eukaryota; Viridiplantae; Streptophyta; Magnoliopsida; Poales; Bromeliaceae. The record is from RefSeq and is a predicted model, not a curated record. Gene Ontology annotation, molecular function: actin monomer binding. The coding region runs from base 192 to 587 and encodes 131 amino acids.
AAUCCCACGCUCCCACUGUAUUUUGCCAACUCAAUUUUAUUUCUUUAUUUCUCCACGCAUAUAAAUCUCACCUCACCGCGUUUGCCGAGAAGAGAGAAAGAGGGGGAGAGAGAGAGAGAGAGAGAGAGAGCGUGCGAUCGAAGCGAGGGCGAAGAGGAAGAAGGGAAGGAGCGAGGAGGAAGGAGACGAAGAUGUCGUGGCAACAGUACGUGGACGAGCACCUGAUGUGCGAGAUCGAGGACCAGCACCUCAGCUCCGCCGCCAUUGUCGGCCACGACGGGAGCAUCUGGGCGCAAAGCGCCAACUUCCCUCAGCUGAAGCCUGAGGAGGCUGCUGCUAUCAUGAAUGAUUUUAAUGAACCUGGAUCUCUUGCGCCGACUGGUUUAUUCCUUGGUGGGGCAAAAUACAUGGUAAUCCAAGGUGAAGCAGGGGUUGUCAUUCGGGGGAAGAAGGGCCCAGGAGGUGCUUGUGUGAAGAAAACCAACAUGGCUUUGAUCAUCGGCAUAUACGAAGAGCCGAUGACGCCUGGCCAGUGCAACAUGGUCGUUGAGAGGCUCGGCGAUUAUCUCAUCGAGCAGGGCUACUGAGUUUCUGGUAUUAUUGUUCUCUUCAAAACUCAUUUUCUACUCUGUUCGUUUCUGCAAUCUUUUGAAAUGGGUAUUGCGAGUGAAUAAUUUUAGCUCUGAAGUCUUUUUGUGGGAAUUUAUUUUAAGGGGGCCAAAAAAAAAGAGAGUAUUGUAGUAAGCAGUCUAUUUGUCAUUGUUGUUGAACUCUUCUGUAAUUUCCUAAUUUUUGUCGGGGUUUUCGGCAUUUCUCUCUGAGUGAUGAUAUUUAAUACCUAUUUAUUUUAUAUAA